Molecule: messenger RNA, 2659 nt
Organism: Octodon degus (degu)
Lineage: Eukaryota; Metazoa; Chordata; Mammalia; Rodentia; Octodontidae
Gene: Btg2
Product: BTG anti-proliferation factor 2
Exons: 2
Coding region: 78-554 (158 amino acids)
Biological process (GO): negative regulation of mitotic cell cycle; negative regulation of cell population proliferation
Cellular component (GO): cytoplasm; nucleus
Source: RefSeq, a predicted model, not a curated record
AGGCGCCUAGGCUAGCGGGUGUUGGCCAGUAACGACAGUGCAAGGCGAGCUGCUCCACUGUAAUCCACGAGCGAGUCAUGAGCCACGGGAAGAGAACCGAUAUGCUCCCAGAGAUCGCCGCCGCAGUGGGGUUCCUCUCCAGCCUCCUGAGGACCCGGGGCUGCGUGAGUGAGCAGCGACUUAAGGUUUUCAGCGGUGCGCUCCAGGAGGCACUAACAGAGCACUACAGACACCACUGGUUUCCAGAAAAGCCAUCCAAGGGCUCUGGCUACCGCUGCAUCCGCAUCAACCACAAGAUGGACCCCAUCAUCAGCAAAGUGGCCAGCCAGAUUGGACUCAGCCAACCCCAGCUACACUGGCUGCUGCCCAGUGAGCUGACCCUGUGGGUGGACCCCUAUGAGGUGUCCUACCGCAUCGGCGAGGAUGGUUCCAUCUGUGUCCUGUAUGAGGAAGCUCCAGUGGCCACGUCCUGUGGGCUCCUCACCUGUAAGAACCAAAUCAUGCUGGGCAGGAGCAGCCCCUCGAAGAACUACGUGAUGGCUGUCUCCAGCUAGACUCCCACGUCCCCACCCUGACACUCUACUGUACUCAUUCAGCUGUGACAACAGGCCACUGCAUACCUCAACCUGGGGAACUGUAUUUUUAAAUGAAGAGCUAUUUAUAUAUAUUAUUUUUUUUAAGAAAAGAGGAGAAAAAAACCAAAAGUUGUUUUUUUUUUUUUUUUUCAAAGAAAAAAAUCUUUAAAGGGAGCUGCUCAGAAGCGGCUACCCCAGGUGCCUUUGGAGAGAACUGUUGUUGUGCACGUGAGUCUGUGAGCCAGUGUCCGCUGUGGAAGGGGAUUGGCCAAGCCAGGGUGCUGGAGAAGGUUGGCCAAUACCCCAGGUGAGGCUAGCAACUGUGAAUGAGACGUCAGGAUCUGCCCUGGGUGAGGGGAGAGUUCUGACUCUCCUAGCUGUGUGGUGAGCUUGCCAGGCUCCUCUCUUAUUCAGGGGUGUUUAUUCCUGAACUUCAGUAAUACUAUGUUGCCUAAUCUUUUAUUUUUCUGAUGAGAUCUUAGGCAGAGUGAAAAGGCCUCUUACUCCUUCUGUUCUAAACAGCUUUUCUUGAAAUCAUGAUUGAGUUUCUAAUUCUACCCUCAGGGGCCUGUAGAAGUUGCUUCCUGGCCAGGAAUCUGAAGCUUUUGGGGAGAGAGGGUGUUAAGGCAGGGGUUGGAGGUGUUUGGUGUUGGGGGUGGAAGAGAACUUGGGGCAUGAAAACUUCACUUUGCUGCAUGCUGCUUUGUGUGUCUGUGUGGCGAAUAAUUUGGGGAUGAUUUGCAAUGGAAUUUUGGGAUCCAAAGAGUUUCCACUGGGGAUAUUUGUUGGCCAACAUGCUUCUUUUUGGAACCACAUGAAAGUCCUGGUGCUGCUACUAUUCCUUUGAGAGGUGGCUCAAAAGCUACAAGGAACUCCAGGUCUUUCAUUACUGCCUUCUUUGCAAAAGCACAAUACUCCUUUCUCCUCUCCUCCCUCUCCCCUCUGGUUGGGUUUUCUAAGACAAGAGUUCUCAAUCACUGUGCAAUAGACCCCCAGGGUCCCUGGAGGCUCUGGAGAAGAACUGGCUCCCAGCACCUGCUAGUGAUGGGUGGGGUUAGAGACCCAACUCUCCUGCCCUCCUUGGAGACUGUAACCAGGAGUUCUUCCUGGGCCAAAGAGGAGCGAGUGUCUGUGCUCUGCAGGACUACCUGGUAUUCUUGUGGGGCUAACAAUAAAAGCCAAAUCUCCGGCACUGUUUUUUUCUCCCAGGUGCUUAGAGCACGUAUGGGAGAGCUUGCUGUCCCUCUCACUAAAACCCAGAAGUAUCUGUAAGUCUUGUGCAAUAUUUAAUGUCCUGGACUGGGGAAGAUAGAAAACUAUGCUGGGAAGAUGAUCCCUUUCCUUCAGUUUCUCAGUGACAUUAAUGUGGGGCCCUCAGAUGGCCUCGAGUCUCCAAAACUGAAUCACCUUAAGAAGGACAGAGCUAGAGAAUCUGGUCAUGCUGGCUUCCCUAUCGUGGUCUCUUAGUGAGGACUACACACACACACACACACACACACACACACACACACACACACUGUACCCCAAGUUGCCCUCCCUUACCUACUGCCAGUCUCCUCUGGAUUUCCAAACUACUCAGUUUUGACUCAAAGGUGCUAUUUACCAAACACUCCCUUGCCUCCUCCUGCCCUUCCACCCCUGGCUUUCUGCUGCCUUCCCCUACCCUGCUUCCAGCCUUUAUUGCUUUAAUGUUGACUGGGCCCACUGUCCAGGCACUGUUCUCCGGCCUGUGGGUUGAAAAAAAGCUGUGAAUCACUGCGGAUUGCUUUCCUGCCUCUCAGUCCACCAGCAAGCUCCUGACCUCGUAGAGCAGCCUGGUGACCUCAUGCUUAAUCUUCUCUCUUCUUGCUGAUGUUCACUUUAAAAACAGCAAACCCCCCAGAGCUGGACUGUUGAGCAGGCCUGUCUCUCCAUUAAGUAAAAGUAAAUAAUAGUACGUUUGUAAGCUAUUCUGACAGGAAGGAUAAAGGUUACUAAUUGUAUAAUAGUGUUUUUAUAUGGAAGAUUGUACAGCUUUAUGGAUAAAUGUAUACUUUUUUUGUUACUUUAAUAAAAAUGUAGCAGAUGAAAUCUGGUGGAGAGAA